GUGUGUAUGUGUGGAGGGGGGGGGGGGGGUAGUAGUUCGUAAUGACUUUUCAGCCUUGAUACAAUUAGGCUGUACAACUAAAAACGGACUGAUCCCUUUGCGCAUGAGAAACUCGAGGGAAUGUGAAAGGGAAGGACAACAAUGCCAUGGACAGUGACAUGGGAAGAUCCCGUUGAGGGUGCACUUGUUUGGUCAAUUUCAUCAUAACGUAUUUAUCCAAUUUAUGAUGGGGUGGUUUGGAUUUUCCUGUUUGCUGUUCGGUGUGUUACUCCGGCCAAGUAACACACAAAACGUUGUGCCUGACGCAGCUCUGAACUGUUGUGAAGGGGACAUCCUGCUCCUGUUGGAUUCUUCAGGAAGUGUGUCAUCCUAUGAGUUCUCUCGCCUGCUGCGCUUCCUGUCUGAGCUGCUCCUCCCCUUCUCACUUGGGCAAGGCCAGGUAAGGGUGGGUUUGCUGCAGGUGGGCACUGAGCCACACCUGGAGUUUGGUCUGGACGCCCACAGCACCCAGCCUGGCCUACAGGGGGCACUGCAGAGAACCAGGCAGCUCCAGGGGGACACCAACACUGAGGCUGCCCUCAUACUGGCACAGGGGCUGCUAGCCAGGACUGGAGCUGUGGAUGAAACAAAGCUCCCUAAGGUGCUGGUGUGGCUAACGGAUGGGGUAGAGCCGGGCGUGGUGGAUGUACCAAUGGCAGAGCUGAGAACGGCGGGUGUGUCCGUGCUGGCUGUCUCUACAGGACAUGGGAACUACCAGGUGCUGCGGAGGGUGGUGUCCGCACCCAUCGAGUCCCACCUGUACUUUGUGGACAUCGAUGACAUCAGCAUCAUCACAGAGGACCUGAGGGAGGUCAUCAUUGAGCUGAUCUGUGCCGAGGGCCUGCGGGUGGUAGAGGUGUCCUCCCACAGUGCCGUGCUGCAGUGGCGUCCUGUCCUCAGCGCCAACACAGGCUUCUAUGAGGUCCACUAUAAUUCUAUGCUGCCAGGUGGCGGGAAGGGUCAGCCUAGUGGCGGGGCCAGCAGCGGGGUGCAGUACCACAGACGGACCCUCCCUGGGGAUGCCAGCUGGGUAAAGCUGAGUGGUCUGCAACCAGACACCAGCUACACUGCCUCCCUCACCCCAAAGUCCAACCAGGACUACCUCAACACCCUCAGUGCCAACUUCACCACACUGCCCGAGGUGUUGAGCCCAGCAGUGGUCACGGUGUCAGACUCAGGUCCUGACAGGGUGCGAGUGAGCUGGGGUCCUCUGCAGCCUGAGCAGGUCCAGAGGUACCAGAUAGAGUAUGGCGCUCUACCCAGUGGACAGGUCCACAUGGUUAUGCUACAUGGACAUCAGAAUACCACUCUGCUCACUGGUCUAGAGCAAGAGACACAAUACCUGGUCACCAUCAGCGCCCUGUACUCCACUGGCAAAGAGAAGGCUUUGUCUGUCAAGGCCUGCACUCAGGAGGUGCUGCCUGCCCUGGCUGACCUCCAGCUGACCCCCGUGGGGCGAGAUGAGGUGCAGGUCCGGUGGAGAGGCCACGAAGAGGGUCUGAGGGGGUACUGGCUCAGCUGGGAGAUGGGUGAGACAGAGAUCCCCUCCCGCCCUGCGUCCUCUUCCCUAUACCUGCUCCCUGGCUCCUUGUCCACGCUGCUCACACACCUGGCCCCCAGCAGCCGAGUGUGUGUGUCCCCUGUCUACCGCACAGCCCUGGGAGAGGGGCUCUGCUGCACCACACACACACAAACUGGUCUGACACUACGCACACAGCCACACACACACACAGGUCUCCCAGCCUUAUAUUGGACUUGAACGAUUUAUUGAAUGGGCACAUUAUAGUUAUUGUAAUUUUAAGGCAGUAGUCGUCUUCAUAUGUCUAACUGCACUCUUGUGCAACAGGAAAGUAAUAACCCCUUUUUCUCUCUCUCCCUCUCUCUCACUUCGAUAGAGCAGUAUUUUGCAGUUAUCAAUGAGAUUUGCCUGCAGUCAGAGAGCUAAAGUGGAGGAAAUGUUUGAAAUUUGAUGUGCUUUAUUGCCACAUCAAUGCUGUGGUACAAUGGAGUCACAUCUCUAUGUUGCUUCAAACCACUUGAUUAUCCAGUAUUCACACCCCUUGACUUUUUCCAUUUUGUUGUGUUACAGCCCAAAAUUAAAUGGAUUAAAUUUAGAUUUUUUUUGUCACUGGCCUACAUACAAUACCACAUAAUGUUUUUCAACAUUUUUACAACUUAUUUAAAAUGAAAAGCUCUAAUGUCUUGAGUCAAUAAGUACUACAAAGAUACAGGCGUCCUUCCUAACCAUUUGCCUGAGAGGAAGGAAACCGCUCAGGGAUUUCACCAUUAGGCCAAUGGUGACUUUAAAACAGUUACAGAGUUUAAGGACUGUGAGGAGACAACUGAGGAUGACUCAACAACAUUGUAGUUACUCCACAAUACUAACCUAAUUGACAGAGUGAAAAGAAGGAAGCCUGUACAGAAUAAAACAUUUUCCAAAACAUGCAUCCUGUUUGCAACAAGGUGUUAAAGUAAUACUGCAAGCAAUUACAUUUUUGUCUGAAGACAAAGUGUUAUGUUUGCGGCAAAUCUAAUACAACACACUACUGACGACCACGCUCCAUAUUUUCAAGCAUAAUUGUGGUGGCUGCAUCAUGUUAUGGGUAUGCUUGUAAUCGUUAAGGACUGGGGGAUUUUUCAGGAUAAAAAAUAAAUGUAAUGGAGCUAAGCACAUGCAAAAUCCUUUGUCAGUCUGCUUUCCACUGGACACUGUGAGAAGAAUUCACCUUUCAGCAGGACAAUAACCUAAAACACAAAUCCUAAUCUACACUGGAGUUGCUUACCAAGAAGACAGUGAAUGGCUGAGUUACAGUGUUGACUUAAAUCUAUUUGAAAAUCUAUGGCAAGACCUGAAAAUGGUUGCCUAGCAAUGAUUAAGAACCAAUUUGACAAAGCAUGAAAACAUUUGAAAAUAAUAUUUUUGUAUUUCAUUUUCGAAAAUGCCUAAAAAUGUGUUUUCACUUUGUUAUUUUGGGGCAUUGCAUGUACACAAUGCAUUUAAGCCAUUUAGAAUUCAAGCUGUAACACAACAAAAUGUGUAAUAAGUAGAGGUAUGAAUACUUUCUGAAGGCCAUGUAAGUGGAUUAUGUUGUAAUUUCAUAAGGAAGAGGGGUCCUGGGUCAUCUGGGUCAAGAUAAAGAAGUGUAGCUUCAGCAUAGAGCUGUUGUGAUCCAAAUGGAUGGAUUCCAUUUCUCUGACUCCAAUGAGAAGGAUUGCCACUGAUGGGGGAUAGGUGGAUGAGGAUGAAGAGAAAGAAGGGUGGAUAGAGGGGAACAAAGAAGACAUAGAACCUCCUAACUUUCUUGAAUAACCGUAUCUUCUCUCCCGUCAUCCAUCUGGUCAUAGUGUGGGCAUGCUGUUACACAUAGGCGUUUUAACUAUUUCUGAUGAAAAAUAUAACUAUAUUCACUUCAUUUUACAACAUGUAAAAUCAAAAUGUACUUGUAUGCUUUCUAACAUAUGUUUUAUAUUCAAUUUUCAGUUUAGCUUCCACAUAAUAGGCUGCAGUCCACAUAUGAACCCAUCAGCCUGGCUCUUGUGAACUUGCUUGUGAAGAUCGCCAUCUAGUGGGACACAUCUUUAACCACAGGCUGUGACAUUCAGGCCUAUUUUCAACUUUUUCAACUCUUUCUCUGCUGCACAGUACACCCCUAAGUGUGAAUAUAUUGCAUUGGUCUCAUAUAGAGGGUAGAUAAAUUGCAAUAUCUUAAAACAGGAAAACAUUUCCUCUCACAUCUCAUCUUCUGGGUCGUUCCAUGUCAUUUCAGCAAGCCAUGACACAAACCAUCUCAGAUUGUUCCGAAAUAAUUUCUGUAGUAAAAAAACAGAUUAGAUAAGCAUUCCAGCAACAAUAUUUUGUUGAAAUAUAAUUUGAUCUCUGAGAAAUUAAACUAAUUGAUUGCAUCCAAAUUGGCCAUUUAAAUGUAUAGGAUUCAUAUAAUAUUUAAUAAAUAUAUUACCUAACAUCCAAAACUUUGUUCUAACAAUGAGUAAAACAUGAGGAAUCCAAAGAAAUUGUCAAAAGUCACCCACAGACUCCCCACACCCCACAACAAUCCAGAGAAGGCUGGUGGAAGGAGCCAUAGGAGGACGGACUCAUUGUAAUGGCCGGGAUGGCAUCAAUGGAACGGAGUCCAACCGGUUGUUUCCAUGUGUUUGGUACCAUUUCAUUCAAUCCAUUCCAGCCAGUAUAAUGAGCCCUACCUUCUAUAUCUCCUCCCACCAGCGUCCUCUGCGCCAAUCUCACCUCCAACAACUCUAUGCAGCCUCAAUGUUAAUAAAGGGAUAGUUCACCCAAAUUACAAACUGACGUAUUGGUUUCCUUACCCUGUAAGCAGUUUAUGGACAAGGUAUGACAGCAACCGAUGCUUUGGUUUAGUUUACCGAGCCACUGUUUCUUUUUAGCAUUUGUGGCACAUAUCCAAUGCAAGUCAACGGUACCUAUAUUAGGAUUUUUACAUUUCAUAUCCAAAUCAUCUAACUAAUAACAGGAACCACAUUUCCAUCCACAAUUUCUAGGCCAGUAAAGUCCUAAAUAUUUAAAAAACAAACAUGACAGCUGUGAUGGAAACAGGAAGUUUCGUUACAAUUGUAUAAAUGCAGACAGAUCAUUAAUUCUUUCGACAUGGUGGGAUCUUUUUGUGUAUGAAAAAUUAAUUGUGCAAGAAAAGGUGGUGCAAAUGACAAAUAUCCAAAACUUAGAAUCACAAAGUGAUAUGGUGUGUGGUCCUCCCUAGGGUUGUGGUGGUCAUGACAUUUUGUCAGCUGUGAUUGUCAAGCGAAUAACUGCCGGUCUCGCGGUAAUUGACCGUUAAUUAACAUAAACACAUUGAGCAUCUCCUGGCUUCCACGCAUAGCCUACAAGCCACUGAUGCAGACCUUUGGAACAUCUACAUUUUAAAAAGUCUAAUAAAUCCAUGUAAUACAGCCUACACCAUCACAAUAAAUCCAUUAUUUAUUUUAGACAAGUCUAAAGAAGUCUAUUUCAGAAUAACAGAAUAGCAGACUCUUGAGUUGUCCUUGUGUUAGGCCCUGAUAUGGCUAUGCCAUAUGGCUAGUUGAUUUAGCAGACACGAUUUUCUUAGAAUUCCAUUCCAUUAUUUUAUAUUAUGAAGAACCAAUUGAAUAAAAUAGAAAAUAUAUUUUCUCUAAAGAUUUAAGGGAGUGCGCACAUGUGACUAUUCUGUGUUGAACAGUUAACAAAGCGGUAUUAUGGUCACCAUAACAGCCCUAGGACUCUUCCCACUAAGACUCGGGAAAGCAUGCAGUUUAUUAGGCUUAAAUUUUAAUUUAAUUAAAUAAAUGAUCAUGAACUUCACAGGGUGGUGAAAGUGCACAGUACAGUGAUGACUUUGAUGCUCUUUUCCAAUAAAUAUUGAAGGUCUUAUUCUGGUGACAUGAUGAUCGAUGCUUGACUGCCGUUUGACAAAUAAAAAUAUUCUGUCUCUUAUCCAUAAUAAUCUCAUCAUGUAGACUCACUAGACUAUCUGCACAGCCUACCCGCACUGCAAGUUGUUGGCUAAAGAGCGCAUGUGCCAAGACCAGUUAGGCACAUUUGCUAUUUUUCUCAACAGUUUUGUUGACAAAACUAUUGAUGGAAAAUGCCAUGGAAACACAUUGAAAACGUUUAUUCAGUAUAUGAAAACUUGAGUGAAAAACUACAUUUUGUGUGCAAAGUCAUCACCUACUAAUUGUUUUUUGGAAACAAGUCAGUUUGGUGGAAAUACACCACAGGUGGGAAAAUGUGCAUAUUUUCUUUAUGUGUAUUUUAGAAUAUUCACAUGAAAAUCUGUUGCCAAUUGGAUGGAAACCUAGCUAUUGAGUUACACAAUACGUGUUUUGGUACAUCAGGAUGAUUUGGACAUGAAGUGUGAAAAUGCUAAUAUAGGUACCAUUGACUUACGUUGGAUUUGUGUCACAAAUGCUAGAAAUGUUGGUGUUUACCUGGUUAAGAAACCAACACUGAGUGGAUUUUUUAAAAAUCACCUAAUAGCAGGAACAGCACCAUCUAGUGGUCAGAACCUGGUAGUAUCAGGAUGUAUAAUUGCACAUAAACCUAACGACUUCAAUUAUGGAUUUCUAUAAACGGGGGACAUCACCAAAUUCACUGAGAAUGCAUUACAUAGGAUAAAGAAACAAUACUCCGAGCCGCAGCUCCAUACUACUUUUCAGACAUAGAGAACUGAUAAUAUAUACUCGUUGUUGGGGUGGUUUUGGUAUAGGGGGUCCGUGGGUGGCUUUUGAGAUUCGUCAUGUGUAUUUCAUUGAUAGUAAAAUAUUUGGUGGAAAUCGGAUUUGAAGUACUAUAUUUAUUGAAUAUUAUACGAAUCUUAUACAUUUAAAUGGCCAAUUUGGGUGCAAUCAAUUCGAUGAAUUUCUCAGAUAUCACCCAAAUAAUUUAGCAGGAUUGUUAAUCUAAUCUUUUUCUAUGAUUUAAAUACAAUCUGAGAUGGUGGGUGUCGAAAUACUUUCUUGUACUUUUUCAAGUGGAACGACCCUUGUAUUCUAUGUACUCAAUGUUAAUAUCAUAUGAGGUAAUAAAACGAGUGUAAAUUG
Molecule: messenger RNA, 6594 nt
Organism: Oncorhynchus masou masou (cherry salmon)
Lineage: Eukaryota; Metazoa; Chordata; Actinopteri; Salmoniformes; Salmonidae
Product: von Willebrand factor A domain-containing protein 1-like
Exons: 5
Coding region: 224-1798 (524 amino acids)
Molecular function (GO): protein binding
Source: RefSeq, a predicted model, not a curated record